Messenger RNA from Malurus melanocephalus (red-backed fairy wren), 6696 nucleotides. RefSeq names its product general transcription factor IIIC subunit 1 (gene GTF3C1). The record is from RefSeq and is a predicted model, not a curated record. Gene Ontology annotation, molecular function: DNA binding. The transcript is spliced from 37 exons. Gene Ontology annotation, biological process: 5S class rRNA transcription by RNA polymerase III; transcription initiation at RNA polymerase III promoter. Bases 12 to 6539 code for a protein of 2175 amino acids. NCBI's taxonomy places the organism in Eukaryota, Metazoa, Chordata, Aves, Passeriformes, Maluridae. Gene Ontology annotation, cellular component: transcription factor TFIIIC complex.
AGCGGCGGGGGAUGGAGGCCAUGGAGGCGCUCUGGGUGCUGCUGGACGAGGUGGCCCUGGAGGGGCUGGACGGCAUCACCGCGGCCGCGCUCUGGCAGCGCCUGGCCGCCCGCUCGCCGCCCUUCCCGCUGCCGCUGGAGCCCGACACGCAGCAGCUGCUCUGGGCCGCGCUCAGCGCCCAGCCCGAUGUGCGCUUCUACCUCCUGCCCCGGCCGCGGCCGCCGCUCCGCCUGCACGACCGAUAUGAAGAAAUAGACCUUGAAACAGGAAUACUGGAAACCAAAAGAGAUCCUAUUUCUUCAGAUGAUAUUUAUCCUAUCCACAUGAUUUUGGAUAACAAGGACGGCAUACAAGGUUCCUGCCAGUAUUUUAAAGAGAGAGUAGAUAUCACCAAUAAAAUAAGGACAAAGGAUUUGCAGCCUUGUUAUACUUACAAAGAAGCUGUUGAAAAAUGGGGAGAGAAAAUGGUCAUUGUUGCUUCCCAAGAGCAGCGUUACAGAGCUUUAAUAGGCUGGGAGGGGGACCCUGACUUGAAACUGCCUGACUUUUCCUACUGCAUUCUGGAGCGUUUGGGCCGAGCUCGGUGGCAGGGAGAGCUUCAGAGGGACCUUCACACUGGGGCUUUCAAAGUGGAUGCUGGGAAACUUCAUUAUCACAGGAGAGUAUUGGACAGAAAUGGUCUGAUAACGAUGCAGUCCCACGUCAUCCGACUGCCAAGCGGAGCCCAGCAGCACUCAAUUCUGCUCCUUCUGACUCGCUUCCAUGUUGAUAGGAGGAGCAAAUAUGAUAUUCUGAUGGAGAAGCUCUCAAGUAUGCUAAGUACUCGUUCAAACCAGAUGGAAACAUUAGGAAACUUGAGGGAAGAAUUGGGUCUUUGUGAGAAAACCUUCAAACGUCUCUAUCAGUACAUGAUGAAUGCUGGUCUGGCCAAAGUUGUGUCUGUCCCAUUGCAACACAUAAACCCCAAUGGAGGACCCUACAAGACAAAGAAAGGGACUGAUGUCAUGGUCCGUUGCCUUAAACUGCUGAAGGAAUUUCRGAAGAAAAUGGAAGAUUAUCAUGAUGAUGAUGAAGAGAUCAUCACAAAAGUUGUUCAGCCUGUGGAUAUUGUUUGUGAAAGGGAUAUGCUCACCCAGGCUUAUCAGCUAAUUGAAAGUAGAGGAACCAAAGGUAUUUCUCAGGCAGAAAUUCGCAUGGCAAUGAAUGUGGGGAAGCUGGAAGCAAGGAUGUUGUGUCGUCUUCUGGACAGGUACAAAGUUGUCAAGGGUUUUAUGGAGGAUGAAGGUCGGCAAAGGACAACAAAGUACAUUUCAUACAUUUUUGCAGAGGAAAGUGAUUUAAACCGUCAGUUUGAGAGGGAGAAGGCCAGGAGUGAGCAGCUGGCCACCGUUACUUUGGCUCUGGUGCCAGAAGAUUCCCCAGCUGUGGAAGAUGUGUCUCCUGGAGAUGAUGAGCCUGUGGCCUCAGAGUCUGACAAUGAGGAAGAAGGGAAGGGCAGGAAGAAGAGAGGAAAAGGUCACAAGGCCAACUCUGGUUCUUCGUUGAAAUCAAGUGGCCGAGAUGAUGCCCAGCAGGCAACACCAGCCAAAGUCUCAAAGCCAACAGCUGUGAAGUCUCAGAGGAAGAAGCAGCCUUCCCCUCWGAUUCUUGAAGAUCCUGAGGAGCUCCCAGACAACAUUUCAGGGGAGAGUUCUACUUCGGGAGCCCAAAAGCAGGAGUCCAGUGUUUCCAACUGUGCUCAUCCCACUGAUGAAGAUGGAGGUGUGGCUGUGGUGGAGGAAGUGAGACUUGAAGAUCCUAAGAAGCCGUGUGGCCACCGGAAGGAGAAGCGUUCCAAGGCGGCGGCGGUGGAGAGGCCCCACGAGACCUACAGGCUGCUGAAACGCCGCAACCUCAUCGUGGAGGCCGUGCGCAACCUGCGCCUCAUCGAGAGCCUCUUCACACUUCAGAAGAUGGUCAUGGAUCAAGAGAAGCAAGAAGGUGUCUCCACCAAGUGCUGCAAGAAGUCCAUMGUGCGGCUGGUGCAGAGGCUGGCACGGGAGGGGCUCCUCAGGCUCUACCGCACCACGGUCAUCCAGGAUGGCAUCAGCAAGAAGGUGGAGUUUGUUGUGCACCCCUCGGUGAGCCCAAGCGAUCCCCUGGUGAAAAGCGCCAUUGAGCAGGUGCGGUUCCGCAUCUCCAACUCCAGCACUGCAAACAGGAUUAAAGUUCCCCAGACACCAACAUCCCAGGACCAUGGUGAUGAAGAAAACCAGGGACAAGAGGCAGUUUCUGAUCAUGGAAAAACACAAGAAAGUUCAUGUAAAGCUGAUAAUAGUCAGGCAGGAAAAACUGAUGAAAAGAUGGGCGUAACACAGCUAAAGAACUAUCACCCUGUUACAGUUCCAGGACUUGGACGUUCCCUUGGCUUUCUUCCCAAAAUGCCCCGUUUAAGAAUGGUCCACAUGUUCCUCUGGUACUUAAUUUAUGGCCACCCUUUAAAUGAAGCACGGCGAAAAGGAGGUAGUGAUGRUGAGAAGAAACAAGGGCUGGAUGAGAAUGCAGCUAUAAUUGAAGCACAACCAGAUGGGACCUUAGAAAUUGUGACAAGUGUGGUGAAUCCUGAGACCUCUGCACAGGAGACUGAAAUAGAUCUGUCUAAUCAAACAGUGUAYGUGGAUGACACGUCCUGGAUGCGCUACAUCCCUCCUCUGCCAGUCCACAGGGAGUUGGGGUUUGGAUGGGCUCUUGUCAGUGACAUCCUUCUCUGCUUGCCUCUCUCAGUCUUUGUUCAGAUCAUACAAGUCAGCUACAAGGUGGAAGGUCUGGAGGAAUUUUUAAAUGAUCCACUGAAAAAGCACACUCUGAUCAGAUUCCUUCCAAGGCCAAUCCGACAGCAGCUCCUCUACAAAAGGAGGUACAUCUUCUCAGUGGUAGAAAACCUUCAAAGAUUAUGUUACAUGGGACUGCUGCAGUUUGGCCCGACAGAGAAGUUCCAAGACAAAGACCAGGUGUUUGUGUACAUGAAGAGAAAUGCUGUGAUUGUGGACACCACCAUCUGUGACCUGCACUACAACCUGGCCCAGAGCAGCCGCCCCUUCGAGCGGCGCUGGUACGUGCUCAACACCCUGCAGGACGUGGAGAACUUCUGGUUUGACCUGCAGUGUGUCUGCCUCAACACACCCCUGGGAGUUGUUCGCUGUCCUCGGACCAAGAAGAGCAACCUUCCAGGGGAGGAGACUGCUCUGGAUGUGGAAAAGGAGCAGGAGUCAGCAGUGAACAAACACAACCUGGAACGCAAGUGUGCCAUGCUGGAAUACACCACAGGCAGCAGAGAGGUGGUUGAUGAUGGAUCCAUCCCUGGAGAUGGGUUGGGAGCWGCAGGUCUGGAUUCCAGCUUUUAUGGGCAUCUGAAACGCAAUUGGAUCUGGACAAGCUACAUCAUCAAUAAGACCAGGAAGGAAAAUACAGGUUCUGAAAAUGGAUUGACAGUGAGACUCCAAACCUUCCUAACCAAACACCCCCUGCCUCUCAGUACUGCAGGUAACAAAAUUAAUAUUUUGGGAGAAGCAAAGAUAGGAUCAGAGUCACUUAACCAGAAAGAAGAAUGCAUUGAAAUAAGUAAAGAACCAACCCAGGAUCGAACGAAAAGAGUGAGGGGUGGAAAAAGCCAGAAGAGGAAGAGGCUUAAGAAAGAUGUUGGAAAGAAAACAAAGAAGAAAAAGAAAGAAGAGGAUUCUGUAGAGAAAAGCAAACGGCCGCGCUACCACGACAAGGCUGACCAGAGUGCCCUGCUGAGGAUGACCCGGCUGCGUGUGACCUGGACRGUGCAGGAGGACAGCCUGCUCAUGCUGUGCAGGAUUGCCAGCCACGUGCUCAAUGCCAAGGUGAAAGGGGCCUUUGUGCCCUGGCAGGUGGUGAGGGACCUCAUGCACUCCAGCUUCGAGGAGUCACUGGAUAAAACCUCCCAUUCCGUGGGACGGAGAGCCCGAUACAUUGUCAGGAACCCACARACCUAUCUCAAUUACAAAGUUUGCCUUGCUGAAGUUUACCAAGAUAAAGCCCUCAUUGACGAUUUCAUGAAUAGAGAAAAUAAUUAUGAAGAUCCUCAGGUUUGUGCGAAGGAGUUUAAAGAGUUUGUGGAGAGAUUGAAAGAGAAAUUCAGUUCAACCCUGGGAAAUCCCAAACUGGAAAUUCCUGACACUUUGGAGGAGCUSUUCUCCAGAUUUCGAGUGCUGGCAAUUGGAGAGGACCCAAAUCAARGCACAAAAGAGGAUAAUCUGAGCAGUGUUUAUGACAUUCAUUUUCUGGUGCUGCAGAAUCUGAUUCAGAGCACACUGGCACUCUCAGAUAACCAGAUGGAAUCUUGCCAGUCAUUUCAGACGUUCCGGCUGUACCAGGAGUACCGCGAUGACAUCCUGGUGAAGGCGUUCCUGGAGUGCCAGAAGAGGAGCCUGGUGAACCGGCGCAGGGUCAACCACACGCUGGGGCCCAAGAAGAGCCGUGCCCUGCCCUUCGUGCCCAUGUCCUACCAUCUGUCCCAGAGCUACUACAGAGUUUUUACGUGGCGGUUCCCCAGCACCAUUUGUACAGAGUCCUUCCAGUUCCUGGAGAAGCUCAAGGAUGCUGAAAGAUCAGACCAGCCACACAACUUCUCAUUUAAAGAUGAAGAAAAUGCGUCAUCUGAAGGCAUGGUAGCAUUUCCCAUGGAUGGCCCUGGUGGCCAGUGUGUGGCCAUGCUUUCCCUAUUCUCCCUGGGGCUGGUGGCUGUGAAUGUGAGAAUCCCAGAGCAGAUCAUCGUGGUGGACAGCUCCAUGGUGGAAAACGAAGUGAUAAAAAGCUUGGGAAAAGAAGGACUUGAGGAUGACGAUGAUGACGACGAUGACUUGGAGGAGAGCUCUGGAGGCAAACGCAGAAUCGAAGUGAAACCUCGUCAAGCCUCUCACACCAAUUAUUUACUGAUGAGAGGCUACUACUCCCCUGGCAUCGUCAGCACACGCAACCUGAGCCCCAGCGACAACAUCGUGGUCAACUCCUGCCAGGUGAAGGUCAGGCUCAGGUGYACCCCCAUCCCAGGAAGGCUCAGCUCUCCAGUUCCUUCCCUGCUGGAUCACAUGCCUGUGGGAAUUUCCUGCCUGCCUGAAACUUUCACCAGGCUGAUAAAAGUCCAGGAGGAACUCUGUGAGGUGGAUAAGUUUCUCCGUGAGUGCACAGAGCGUUAUGGGUACAACCCCAGAGAUGUGGAGGCUGUUCUGGAGAUCUGGAAGGCCAUAGAGGCCACUUCCCACUUUGGGAUUUGCAAAGCUGAGCUGAGCAAACAUUUCUGUAGCUAUGAAGAGGUGGAAGCUGAGCGCAGCAGGAGCUUGGAGCAGUACAUCCAGGAUCUCAUUGAAAUGCAGCAGGUGUUAGAAGURGGAGGCCACACUGUCAGGCUGGUGGCAAUGGCGUUUGCCAGGCCCUGGCUGUUACGCUCCGUGUGCCUGAAGAGCAAAGCAGAGGAUGCGGAGCAGCCAGGGGCAGAUUCUGCUCUCCCAGAGGUGCCACAGGAGCCAGGGAAGGGACAGGAAUGUCUGGGAGAGGAGGAGCAGCCAGGGGCAGACUCUGCUCUCCCAGAUGUGCCACAGGAGCCAGGGAAGGGACAGGAAUGUCUGGGAGAGGAGGAGCAGCUGGGAGAAGACACCCAGCCUGCCAGUGACGAAGAGCCCCCAAGGAAGAGAUGUAGGACUGAUGUCCUUCAGGAUGGCACUCAGCUCUGCAAGGGCACACAGCCYRCUCUGGAAAGUGCUCAUGGAAGAACUUUGGAUGCAGCUGUUCCUGAGCCUGCCACAAGGARSGAAACUGUAACUGGGGGUGAAGCUCCAGGAGGARGCUCCCUGGGAGGGCAGGAAGAACYCCCARCUGAACUCCCAGAGUCUGCUCCAGAGGCUGUGCAUGUGGACACUUCCAAGGAACAAGAUAAAUCUUGUUCUGAGGACAAAGAACUCGAAGUAGAGAACGAUGAGCUCAGCACUGAGCACAAGAAGCAGAUCCCUAUCCCUGAACAAUCAGCCAGUGGGCAGGAUGAUGACYUUUCCUACUUCCAGGAGAAUCCAGGAGUCUCUAAAGGAAGCUCUGUGACAGAUGUCUCCCAGGCAGCCAGGGAGCGGGCCUGUGAGAGCGUUUGCUUCAUUGGGAGGCCGUGGAGGAUCGUGGAUGGCAACCUGAACAAGCCAGUGUGCAAAGGCAUGAUGGAGGCUGUGCUUUACCACGUCAUGACCAAGCCGGGCGUGACGCAGGCGGGGCUGCUGCAGCACUACAGCGGUGUCCUGCAGCCCGUGGCUGUGCUGGAGAUCCUGCAGGGUCUGGAAACCCUUGGUUGCAUCAGACGAUUCUACUUGAAAAAGCCAUCCCCGGUGUCACUCUUUUCUCAGCCAGUUGUGGAAGAACAACUAAAAAAUCCCAAACUGAGUGAAACACCAACCAUCUACUACGAGCCCACGAUAGAUUGUACUCUCAGGCUGGGGAGAGUGUUCCCCUGUGACAUGAACUGGAAUAAAUGGGUGCAGAUUAUCCCUGUAUAGGAGGUAAAGCUGAGUCAAACUGGCUUAGCCUGUGGGAGGGACUGUUCAUGCAGAUUAAAUGUUACAAUUUCUACUCUGUCAUGUUUUUAUUAAGUUAUUUAUCCUUUUUACUUCUGAAUGUAUUUAAAUUGAGAAUAAAGCUUGAUGYUAAGACACA